Messenger RNA from Carcharodon carcharias (great white shark), 948 nucleotides. Its product is annotated as low-density lipoprotein receptor class A domain-containing protein 1-like. Gene Ontology annotation, molecular function: protein binding. Bases 115 to 756 code for a protein of 213 amino acids. The transcript is spliced from 6 exons. The record is from RefSeq and is a predicted model, not a curated record. NCBI's taxonomy places the organism in Eukaryota, Metazoa, Chordata, Chondrichthyes, Lamniformes, Lamnidae.
GGGUGGAGUUACAAAGCCUGCAAAUCGAUGCCACAGCAACUUUCUCGGGAACUUUACUUUUUCAUUUCUCCUUAGUGUCACACUUUUGGUAGCACAUAUCAGCACUCAUGCGAAAUGAGUUCAAACAGAGUGUAUCCGACGCGAUUCAAGGGUGUGGAUGUGACUUCAAUCUCAACUGAUGCAUAUUCUCAGUUUGGAUCCCAAAUGUAUUUAAAUCAGGAUAAACACGAAGGCUGCAGGAACUGCUGUCCCAGGAGAUGUGUCUUAAUCACAUGUGUAAUCUUGCUGAUUCUUGGGGCAAUGGCAGCUGCUUUAGCCUGUGCGAUUAUAUUUGGAAUACCACCCAAACAGCCAAUAACCCGACUAUGUAAAACCACCUCAGGCGCAAAUGGCUUUCUGUGUGAUGACCGCCAAACCUGUCUCACUUCCACACGCGUGUGCAAUGGCGAAGUAGACUGCAGCAAUGGGGAGGAUGAAUCAAACUUGUACUGUGGAGACCUGCCUCAUAGCCUCCCCAAAUAUUUAGUUUUUGUGUGUGGCAACCAGAGAUCCUGGACCUAUUUAGACAAAAAAUGUGAUGGAAAAAAUGAUUGUGGAGACUGCUCAGAUGAAUCAGAAUUGCAGUGCCCUGCUUGUUCUGGAUGGAAAUGUGUUACUGUCUUCUUCAGUGACUGUGACUGCAUACCUAAGAGUCGCUGCAAAGACAACAUUCAGGACUGCAGUGACAUGAGCGAUGAAAAAAACUGUACAAAGUGACAGCUGAAUGGAUUUCUCACAUUAGCCUUGGAAUUUUUCUCUUCAAUGCUGCAUGGAUGAUAUAUAUUCUUUUCUAAGCUUUGUGCUACUUUAAAGUAAAGGGUAAACAUACAUAUCAGAUCCUGUUGGGUUAAAUGCUACUGUAUUGUGAAGUAUCCCAGUUUCUAACACUAAAGAUUACCGUAACCAGAU